Molecule: messenger RNA, 1297 nt
Organism: Calliphora vicina (urban bluebottle blowfly)
Lineage: Eukaryota; Metazoa; Arthropoda; Insecta; Diptera; Calliphoridae
Product: eukaryotic initiation factor 4A-III
Exons: 3
Coding region: 70-1272 (400 amino acids)
Cellular component (GO): catalytic step 2 spliceosome; nucleolus
Molecular function (GO): mRNA binding; RNA helicase activity; ATP binding
Source: RefSeq, a predicted model, not a curated record
AAUUAAUAGAUUUCCAUAAAAUAUUGUUAAUUAUUGCCAAGAUUAUAUAUAAAAAGAAUAUUAAAUAAAAUGGCUCGUAAAGGUGGAGCACCCGCAGAGGACUUGUCAAAUGUAGAAUUUGAGACCAGUGAAGAUGUUGAAGUCAUACCCAGUUUUAAUGCCAUGGGCCUCAAAGAAGAAUUACUCAGAGGCAUUUAUGCAUAUGGUUUUGAAAAACCCUCCGCCAUUCAGCAGCGUAGUAUCAAGCCCAUUGUAAAAGGUCGCGAUGUCAUUGCCCAGGCCCAAUCUGGUACCGGUAAAACAGCCACUUUCUCCAUAUCCAUAUUACAGAGUCUGGACACGUCUCUGCGUGAAACACAAGUUUUAUGUUUAUCACCAACACGCGAGUUGGCUGUACAAAUUCAAAAAGUAAUUUUGGCCUUGGGUGAUCUAAUGAAUGUCCAGUGUCAUGUUUGCAUAGGAGGCACAAAUUUGGGUGAAGAUAUACGCAAAUUGGACUAUGGUCAACAUAUUGUUAGUGGCACGCCGGGUAGAGUAUUCGAUAUGAUUAAACGACGUGUUUUGCGUACCAGAGCCAUUAAAAUGUUGGUCUUGGACGAAGCUGACGAGAUGUUGAACAAGGGUUUUAAAGAACAAAUCUAUGAUGUGUAUCGUUAUUUGCCACCCGCCACACAAGUCGUUUUGAUAUCGGCUACAUUGCCCCAUGAAAUUUUGGAAAUGACCUCGAAAUUUAUGACAGAUCCUAUUAGGAUUUUGGUAAAGCGUGAUGAAUUGACAUUGGAAGGAAUUAAACAAUUCUUUGUAGCCGUCGAACGUGAAGAAUGGAAAUUCGAUACCUUAUGUGAUCUCUACGAUACCUUGACCAUAACUCAAGCUGUUAUAUUCUGUAAUACAAAACGUAAAGUGGAUUGGUUGACGGAAAAAAUGCGUGAAGCUAAUUUUACCGUCAGCUCCAUGCACGGUGAUAUGCCACAAAAAGAACGUGAUGAAAUUAUGAAGGAAUUCCGUGCUGGCCAAUCACGUGUACUCAUUACCACAGAUGUUUGGGCACGUGGUAUUGAUGUACAGCAAGUGUCGCUGGUCAUAAACUACGAUUUACCCAACAAUCGUGAAUUAUAUAUACAUCGUAUUGGUCGCUCGGGUCGUUUUGGACGCAAAGGUGUGGCAAUUAAUUUUGUCAAAUCUGAUGAUAUUCGUAUUUUACGUGAUAUUGAACAGUACUAUUCAACACAAAUUGAUGAAAUGCCAAUGAAUGUGGCUGAUUUGAUUUAAGUUGCAGAUAAAAGAGAGUAUAAAU